This is a messenger RNA of Leucoraja erinaceus (little skate), 583 nucleotides long. RefSeq names its product ribosomal protein L23 (gene rpl23). The transcript is spliced from 5 exons. The record is from RefSeq and is a predicted model, not a curated record. Gene Ontology annotation, biological process: translation. Gene Ontology annotation, cellular component: ribosome; cytosolic large ribosomal subunit. NCBI's taxonomy places the organism in Eukaryota, Metazoa, Chordata, Chondrichthyes, Rajiformes, Rajidae. Bases 96 to 518 code for a protein of 140 amino acids. Gene Ontology annotation, molecular function: large ribosomal subunit rRNA binding; structural constituent of ribosome.
AGGGGGAGUACGCGCUUGCGUCAUCGCGCGUUACGCGUUACGUCGAUAUAUCCCAGAAUGCACGGCGCGCGGCCUCUUUCCCUGCGCCAGCCACCAUGUCUAAGCGAGGACGUGGCGGCUCCUCGGGAGCGAAAUUCCGCAUUUCCCUCGGUCUUCCCGUGGGAGCUGUAAUCAACUGCGCUGAUAACACGGGUGCCAAGAACCUGUACAUCAUCUCUGUGAAAGGGAUCAAAGGGCGGCUGAACAGGCUGCCAGCCGCCGGCGUUGGAGACAUGGUCAUGGCCACCGUGAAGAAGGGCAAACCAGAGCUCAGAAAAAAGGUGCACCCUGCAGUUGUGAUACGGCAGCGGAAAGCGUAUCGGAGAAAAGACGGCGUGUUCCUUUACUUCGAAGACAAUGCAGGAGUAAUAGUAAAUAACAAAGGAGAAAUGAAAGGCUCGGCGAUCACAGGCCCCGUGGCCAAGGAGUGCGCAGAUCUGUGGCCCAGGAUUGCUUCCAACGCUGGCAGCAUUGCAUAAGAGUUGGAAAGGUUUCCUGUCAAGAUUUCUGUACAAUUCAAUAAAUUUUUACCCAGCCAGAAAAA